Molecule: messenger RNA, 876 nt
Organism: Ambispora leptoticha
Lineage: Eukaryota; Fungi; Glomeromycota; Glomeromycetes; Archaeosporales; Ambisporaceae
Source: the annotation of a GenBank genome assembly
AUGCUCAUUAAAGAAUACAGAGUGGUUAAUAACUGUACUCUUGAAGAAUAUCAAGCAAGUAUUCAAAACGAGAUGUCCAAGCGUGUCUCUGUUAUUGAAAAUGCAGUAGCUCAGUUGUAUGCAGUAGCUCAAGCUUCAAAGGAAGAAACAGGCGGCGGAGAAGGUGUAGAAGUCUUAAAAAAUGAACCAUAUGAGAAUGAGAGUGGAAAAGGACAAUACACUUAUAAGAUAUAUCAUCUUUCUAGCAAAGUUCCAUCUAUUAUAAGAGUCCUUGCACCGAGUGGUGCUCUAGAGUUAUACGAGGAAGCUUGGAAUGCGUAUCCUCAUUGCAAAACGGUUUUGACGAAUGGAUACAUGAAAGAGAACUUCAAAUUGGUCACCGAAACUAUGCAUGUUGAUAAAAGUGCCGGGGAAAUAGAGAAUGCGCUGAAUGUAUCACCAGAAAUUCUUGAAAAGCGACAAGUAGUAAUUAUAGACGUUGCAAAUGAUCCAAUCGAGCAAAAAGAUUACAAAAAGGAUCAGGACCCGAAAUUAUAUCAUUCCGAGAGAACUGGUCGAGGGCCCUUGACCGAUAAAGAUUGGAUGCACAAAGUCACCCCGAUAAUGACUUGCUAUAAAUUAGUCACGGUGGAAUUCAAGUGGUUUGGUCUUCAAAAUAAAAUUGAGGCUUUCAUUCAUAAUGCUAUGCAAGCACUUUUCACAAAAUUUCAUCGACAGGUUUUCUGUUGGACUGAUAAAUGGUAUGGCAUGACGAUGGAAGACAUCCGUGCAUUGGAAGAUAAAACGAAACUAGAACUUGAUGAAUCUCGCGUCCAACCUGUCCCCCAAAAGCAAGGAGAAACAACCCUACCAGAAGUUAAAUCAGAUUUCGAAUGA